Oryza sativa Japonica Group (Japanese rice) is the source of this 1944-nucleotide messenger RNA. Its product is annotated as serine carboxypeptidase-like 2. Gene Ontology annotation, molecular function: serine-type carboxypeptidase activity; acyltransferase activity, transferring groups other than amino-acyl groups. The record is from RefSeq and is a predicted model, not a curated record. NCBI's taxonomy places the organism in Eukaryota, Viridiplantae, Streptophyta, Magnoliopsida, Poales, Poaceae. Gene Ontology annotation, biological process: secondary metabolic process; proteolysis.
GGGUUUGUAUAACUAUAUAAAAGAUAUACAUAGCGCUGAGCUCUAGCUGCCGAAACUAGAGGACACCGAGUUCUACUCUUGCGUAUAUUAGGAGUGCUGUUUUUCCGAUCGAUCAAGUGAAGAAAGUAAAAUAAGUGGAUCAUUCCGAAGAGUAAGUGAUCCUAAGAUCUGUGCGCAGGGCUGAUAAUUCAGUCAUAAUUGGUUAGACGAAACGGGAAACAAACCAUUCGAUCGACGAUGCGAGAGGAAGCGCGCACGAUGGUGGCGACGAGAAGCACCACCAGCCGCCGUUGCUUGACGUGGUGGUGGCUCGCCUGCUGCUGCUUCGUUUCUUGGGUGGCCUCGUCGUCGUGGACGGCGGCGGCCUGUGUCGCCGUGUCGAGCCUGCCCGGGUUCGACGGCCCAUUGCCAUUCUCCCUCGAAACCGGGUACGUGGAAGUGAACGAGAGCACUGGCGUGCAGCUCUUCUACUACUUUGUCCGGUCAGAGAAGAAUCCUGAUCUAGACCCACUUUUGCUCUGGCUAACAGGUGGGCCUGGCUGCUCUAGCAUCUCUGGCCUAGCCCAUGAGAUAGGGCCAUUUCAAUUCGCUGCAAAACGAUACUAUAGUGGAGGAUUGCCCAUAAUUAUCUACCGACCAGAGACAUGGACUAAGGUAAGCAAUAUAAUCUUUGUGGAUUCUCCUGUAGGGGCAGGGUUCUCAUAUGCAGCCACAGAGGAGGGUUCCAAGUCUAGUGAUACCAAUGCUGUGAAACAACUUCUAAUUUUCCUUAGAAAGUGGCUUCAUGACCAUCCCCGGUUCUCACUGAAUCCACUCUAUAUUGGAGGUGACUCAUAUAGUGGAAUGAUUGUACCUACACUUACACUUGCAAUUGACGAAAGCAAUGGUUCAGAAGAAAAACCAUUUUUUAAUCUCAAGGGAUACAUUGCUGGAAAUCCAGUGACAGAUUACAAGAUUGAUGAAGAUGGUAGAAUUCCAUUUCUGCAUGGCAUGGGACUUAUAUCUGAUGAACUUUACGAACAUGCAAAGGAGACCUGCGGAGAAAAAUACAGUGCUCCGAGCAAUGCUCAAUGUGCGCAUUCCGUCCAAGCAAUAAACGAUUGCACAAAGGACAUCAACAGGGGACACAUUCUUGAGCCAUUAUGUGAAGAACUCCAGAGCCCCAUCCAUAACACUGCAGCGAGAGAUGUAAUGAGUAGGCUCAUGCUGGAGUCUCGUCCUGCUGCUGCCGAUGAUGACAUUAUUAUAUUUGAGUGUAGAAAAGCUUCCCACGUGUUAUUAAAAAUAUGGGCAAAUGAUGAAACAGUAAGGGAGAGUCUUGGUGUGCAAAAGGGAACAGUUGGAGAGUGGAAACGAUGCAAUCGCGAUAUAGAUUACAAUAGCGAUGUCCGUAGUACAGUGGAAUAUCAUUUGACGCUAAUGAGAAAGGGAUACCGAGCAAUCAUAUACAGCGGUGAUCAUGAUUCUAGAGUUCCCUCCAUUAGCACACAAGCAUGGAUUAGAUUACUUAACCUUUCUAUUGCUGAUGAUUGGCGACCGUGGUACGUUGAUGGACAAGUUGCCGGAUUCACACGAAGCUUUGCGAGUAAUAACCUGACAUACGCAACUGUGAAGGGCGCUGGGCAUACUGCUGCAGAGUAUAAACCCAAGGAGUGUCAAGAGAUGUUUGCAAGAUGGAUUUCAGGCACUCCUCUCUGACGUAUAUUGUUCAAGUCACCUGUAAAAACAUAAUCAAACGAUCAUAUGAGAGGUAAAAUAAAGAUUUGCUGCUUGUAAUAAUUACUCCGUUCGGGCUGAUAAUACUUGUCGUUUUGGACAAGAGUGAAGUUAAACUCUAGAAUCUUUGAUUAUGAAUCAUUUUAAAAAUAUUUGUCUUCCAAAUAUGAUGACUACAUGUAUAGAUUAGUCUUAAAAAAUACUUUAAUAAGAUCAUAUAUUUGCUAA